This is a messenger RNA of Delphinapterus leucas (beluga whale), 1122 nucleotides long. The record is from RefSeq and is a predicted model, not a curated record. Lineage: Eukaryota; Metazoa; Chordata; Mammalia; Artiodactyla; Monodontidae.
CUGUGGCUUCCGGGGCCUCGAGCGGCGUUUUGGUGGAAGGUGAGUUGAGCUCAUCAACACACCAGACACAUGCUUCCUUCAGAGAUGUGACUCCACACCCUGGCUGGGUGUUCCAAGUCAUGGCCAACACCAUCUUCGGCAGCGGGAAUGAUCAGUGGGUUUGCCCCAAUGAUCGGCAGCUUGCCCUGCGAGCCAAGCUGCAGACGGGCUGGUCUGUGCACACCUACCAGACAGAGAAGCAGAGGAAGAGCCAGUGCCUCAGCCCAGCCGAGGUGGAGGCCAUCCUGCAGGUCAUCCAGAGGGCCGAGCGGCUUGAUGUCCUGGAACAGCAGAGAGUCGGGCGGCUGGUGGAGCGGCUGGAGACCAUGAGGCGCAACGUGGUGGGGAAUGGCCUCUCCCAGUGUCUGCUCUGUGGGGAGGUGCUGGGCUUCCUGGGCAGCUCAUCGGUGUUCUGCAAAGACUGCAGGAAGAAAGUCUGCACCAAAUGCGGGAUCGAGGCCUCCCCCGGCCAGAAGCGGCCCCUGUGGCUGUGUAAGAUCUGCAGUGAGCAGAGAGAGGUCUGGAAGAGGUCGGGGGCCUGGUUCUACAGAGGGAUCCCCAAGUACAUCCUGCCCCUGAAGACCCCCGGCCAGGCCGAUCACCCCCACUUCCGACCAUUGCCCACGGAGCCAGCAGAGCAAGAGCCCAGAAGUACUGAGAGCAGCCGCAUCUACACGUGGGCCCGAGAGAGAGUGGUUUCCAGCGACAGUGACAGUGACUCAGAUCUCAGCUCCUCCAGCCUGGAGGACAGACUCCCACCCACUGGGGUCAGGGACCGGAAAGGCGACAAACCCUGGGGGGAAUCAGGUGGCAGUGUGGAGUCAUCAAAGAUGGGGCCUCCCCGCCCACCCAGCCACCUCUCAGGGAGCCAGAGCAGCCUGGAUCGAGACGGGACCGGCUCUGCAGACCCACAGUGGGGGCCCCACCCAGGCCGGACCCAAAAGGCCACAAAGGCACACCUGGGCGAGCCCCUGCUGCUGACGUAGGCUCCGACGGUCCCCUCUGCCUGCCCUGAGCAGAGGCGUGCUUGGUGCGUGGGGCAGACUUUCCAGUGGAAGAGCUUGAGAGAGAGAGAAAGCGCUG